Molecule: messenger RNA, 855 nt
Organism: Plasmodium malariae
Lineage: Eukaryota; Apicomplexa; Aconoidasida; Haemosporida; Plasmodiidae
Product: fam-l protein
Exons: 2
Coding region: 1-855 (284 amino acids)
Source: RefSeq, a predicted model, not a curated record
AUGGAACAGAAAAUUAAGUUGCUGUUAUUUAUUAAAAUUUUUACAUUUAUACUUUUAAGUUGGGCAUGUCAUUUUUAUAUUUAUAUGAAUACACUUAAUAGUUCAUUGGAUGCAAGCUACAAUUAUCGUAGAAAAAUAUAUUUAAGAACAUAUCGUUUACUGUCAAAGUGUAAACGUGAUAAGAAUUCAAAUAUUGUAUGCUUAAAAGAAGAAAUACAAAAUAAUAGAGUGAGUGAAAAUAAAUAUAUUCCUUAUGAUAGGAAAAAAGACUUGGGAAAAAAGAAACAACCUCUCGCAUGUUCACGAAAAUUUUUAGGAUACCAUAAACAAGAUAUUAAUAAUAAAUUGUGUAUAUUAGAAACAAACAAAUAUUCCAUUUUGGAAAAGAAAAUAUUCAAAGAACUUGAUUAUGAAGGAUUUCUUAAAAACAAUAAGACUAUUAAUGAUAAGCUUUACAAAAAAAUAUUAUGUAAAAAAUACGGAUUAAGGCUUUUUUUACCUUUAUUAGUAUUCUUACUGUUAUUAUCGUUAAUCAUAGUAGAUUUAACGUUUCCUUCAGAUAAUAAUAAAGGUUUGUGGGGUACAUUAGGUGUGUUAGAUAAUUUGAAAGGAUGGUUAAAAACGAAAGAAUGGUUGGAAUCCAUUGUAAGUUUUUUGAAGAAUUAUAUGCCAAAGUUGUCGUCAUGUGGAAAUGUAACCACUGGCACACAAGAAAUAUGCUUUUUAUUACCAUUAUUUAGGGUUAUAAUAUAUGUCAUACCUUUAGUUAUAUUAGGUGUGACAAUAGUAUUAUCGAUCUCCUAUUAUCAUAAAAAAGUUAAAAAAUAUGAAACAAUUAAAUUCAGGAAAAGAUAA